Molecule: messenger RNA, 1570 nt
Organism: Drosophila serrata
Lineage: Eukaryota; Metazoa; Arthropoda; Insecta; Diptera; Drosophilidae
Product: D-beta-hydroxybutyrate dehydrogenase, mitochondrial
Biological process (GO): steroid metabolic process
Cellular component (GO): intracellular membrane-bounded organelle
Molecular function (GO): oxidoreductase activity
Source: RefSeq, a predicted model, not a curated record
UUUCAGAGCGCCCAGGCCACGAGCGGCCCCAGUACCGCCGAGGAAAAUCUCAAGAAAAUUCCAGGGGACCAGAUCCCGAUCUCUAAACCGUGAGAGAAGUGCGCGGAGUGCGCGAAAUAAAUCGAAAUUAAUCGAAACAUAUCAUAGGCAUCCUGAGUAAACCAUGCAGGUCUUCGAUAACAAUAUGCGCCGGGCCUCGCGGAGAGCCUCCCUGCGCCGGGGUUCGAUAUCGGCUUUGCCGCAAAAGUCAGCGGAGAUUCCAUGGGACAUCUUCGAGCGCCUCUUCCUGCCCUUCCUGCUUUGCCUGGGCGCUGCCAUCAUCAGCUCGCACCUGCUCCAUGCCCUGAGCAUGUCCAGCAUCUCAACCUUCGCCAUCUUCGUCUGGUUUGCUCUGGCCACCGUUGGAGCGGUGCUCUUCUACCACUUUGUCAAGGUUUCCGCUCCUGGCAAGGGUGUCCUUAUCACCGGCUGCGAGGCUCCUUUGGCCUGGUAUUUGGCCAAGAAGCUGGAUGAUCUCGGCUUCACCGUCUAUGCUGGCUUCAACACGCCCAUCGAGGACUCCGACGAGGCCAAGAUUCUCAAGGAGGAGACCUCGGGCCGCAUGAAGCUGCUGCACGUGGACGUCACCUCGGAGAAGACCCUUUUGGAAGCUGCUCGCUAUGUGUCCCAACAUCUGCCCCAUGGCGCCGAAGGACUCUGGUCGGUGGUGCACUGCGCCCACUGGAUAGCUUUGGGCGAACUGGAGUGGAUUCCAUUCGGUGUGCUGCGCAAGAGUCUGGACCUCAACCUGCUCGGUGUUGCCCGUUUAACCCAGAUCUUCCUGCCGCUGGUCCGUCGUGCCCAUGGACGUGUGGUGUUCCUCACCUCCGGCUUGAAUCGUGUCCCGUCGCCUGUGAGGGGUAUCCAGAAUGCCACCCAGGCGGCCGUUGACUGCUUCGCCGCCUGUCUGCGCCAGGAGAUGCGCACCCGGGGUGUGGAUGUGUCCGUGGUGGCUGCCGGCGAGUUUGCCCCCGGCAAUGGCUGGCUAAACGAGACGGAGCUGCGCGACCAGGCCAAGCAAAUGUGGAACGCGCUUUCCUCGGAGCAGAAGAAGACCUACGGCGAGGAUUACUAUGAGGCUGCCAUGACAUCGGUGGAGAAGUACUCCCGCCAGGCAUCCGACAUCCAGCCCACGCUGCGCGUCCUCAUCGAUGCCGUUACCAGGACCUUCCCCAUGGCCCGCUACACGCCUGUGACCACCACCGAGAAGCUGCAGAUCUUCCUGGCCGAGCACCUGCCUCCGUCCCUCUACGAGCAGCUGUACGGCGAGCAGAAGAAGUUUGUCUACUGACCAGCCUCAUGCCGACAUCCGGACUCCUUAUCCUGAUAUUGUUAUUCGGAAAUUGUUAUUCAUUUAUGAUUUUCCUCCCCGAAAUUCGCCAGGCUCCAGGCCGUACGAAGGAGGGCCAGGAACUGCGCCAGUCGAUGAGCAUUUACGUCCUUCUCUCGAUUAUUUUCAUAACUUUUUGCAUAUUAUUAUUAUUAUUUUCUUUAGUUGCUAGAACGAAUUGUAUAACGAUGAAUAAAAUGA